AUGGAGAAAUCUCGCCUGCGCGUGAUUAUAUGGAAUGAAUUCAAACGCGGAAAUACUGCGGCAGAAACCUUCAGAAUCAUAAACGAAAAUGAGGGUAAAAAUGUUGUGAGUUAUUCUACGGUGACCAGAUGGUUCGCAAAGUUUCGUGUGGACGAUGAGAAGCUUGAAGACAAACCACGUGCAGGAAGACCCAGCAACCUUGACAAAGAUGCCCUGAGGCGCAAGAUUGAAGAUGACCCACAUAUUACAAUCCGGGAGUUAGAAGAGUUACUAAACUGUGGAAAAAGUACCAUUGGUGAUCAUUUGAAGGCAAUGGGUAUGGUCAAAAAGUUGGACAAAUGGGUGCCUCACAAUUUGACUGAUCUGCAAAAAGCCAAGAGACGAUGUGCUUCCGAAAAGCUUCUGCAACGCUGCAAAAACGAAGAAUUCUUGGAUCGAAUUGUAAAUAUUGACGAGAAGUGGAUCUCGUUUAACAAUACUAGAAGAUCUACAAGUUGGUGUAAGCAUGGAGAAGCUCCUAAGCACGUUCCGAAGCCAGAAUUGCACGAAAAGAAGCUUAUGGUGACUGUCUGGUGGUGUAGCUCUGGAGUGAUCCAGUACGAUUUCAUGAAACCUGGCCAAAGUAUUACGGCCGACACCUACUGUGCCCAGAUUGACAAACUGCGACACAAUCUUCCAACAAUGGUCAGAAGGAGGGGUCCGAUCAUUCUGCAGGAUAACGCACGGCCCCAUGCUGCAAAGAAGACCGUGGCAAAAUUCAGGGAACUGGGAUACGAAGUCUUGGAGCACCCUCCUUAUUCUCCAGACUUGGCUCCAACGGACUUUCACCUUUUUAAACACUUGUCUUCGUUUCUUAAUGGAAGAAUCUUCAAAACUAAAUACGAUCAAAACUGUUUUUGUCUUUUUAUGUUUUUUAAAGAAAAGUUCUUGCCAUUUUUGGAUUUUUAGUAAAAGUUUUUGCUAUUUUUUACUUUGUAAAGAAAGUUCCUGCUAUUUGUGUUAAAAAAAGCUGGUUUUUGCCUUUGCAGCCUGCGGAUGCCAACUUAUACGAUGAAAAGAAUUUUUUGUUUUGUAAAGAAAGUUCUUGCAAUUCUUUGUUUUGUAAAGAAAGUUUUCGUCAUUUUAAGUCUUGUAAACAAAGUUUCUUCAUUGUCAAUUAAAACACUUACUAUAAUAUUUUAGCUGUCAGACGUUUCGGACGACGCAGAAAAGACCAACAUCCAGUCCAGAAGAAGUUUAUCGUCGUUCUGGAGCAGUCAUCUGAAGCCGAUUAUGAGUAAUCCGGCGAUGCGACGAAUUGCCAUUACGAACAUGAUAAUGUUCGUGCUCAUCGUACAGCUUUUGGCGACUCUAGUGGCUCUUAUCAUCAUUGCGAUCGCUUUUCAUUAUGAGGUAGGAAAGGCAUUUUUUGUGCUGUAAAGAAAGUUUUUGCUAUUUUUUGUUUUGUGAAGAAAGUUCUUGCCAUUUGAAGACUUGGAAAGAAAGUUCUUGUUAUUUUAACAUUUGUAAAGAAAAUUUUUGUCAUUAAAAAGCUUGGAAAGAAAGUUCUUGCUAUUUGAAAGCUUGGAAAGAAAGUUCUUGUCGUUUUUUGUUUUGUAAAGAAUGUUCUUGCUGUUUUUUUUUUGUAAACAAAGUUUUUGCUAUUUGAAAGCCUGGAAAGAAAGUUCUCGUCGUUUUUUUGUUUUGUAAAGAAUUUUCUUGCUGUUUUUUUUUUGUAAACAAAGUUUUUGCUCUUUGAAAGCCUGGAAAGAAAGUUCUUGCCAUUUUUUGUUUUGUAAACAAAGUUUGCCAUCUUUUUUCUUAAAACUUCAUUUCAACCCCUUUUGAUAUUUUCUGCAGCCUGCGAGUGACAUGUUAUACGAUGAAUAUUUAUCUUUUUUUCUAUUUUAGGAAGUACGCAACAAUGAAGUAGCCUUACCAUGUGUUUACACGUGGAGCCAAUGGACUGCGUGUAGUGCAACGUGCCGUUCUCCAGGUAAACCGUUUCCAACCAAAGAACGCCAAGUCAAUAAAACCAAUGUUGUCAGAGCCAGAGGUCAAUUACAUGACAUAUCACCAUGCCCAAAAGAUGUCGCCCGGUUAAAGGUAGGGUGGGUUGAUGUGGCGGAAAGAGAGUUUUUGCUGUUUUUUUGUUUUGUAAAGAAAGUUCUUGCCAUUUUUUGUUUUGUAAAGGAAGUCCUUGCCAUUUUUUGUUUUGUAAAGAAAGUUCUUGCCAUUUUUUGUUUUGUAAAGGAAGUCCUUGCCAUUUUUUGUUUUGUAAAGAAAGUUCUUGCUAUUUUUUGUUUUGUAAAGAAAGUUCUUGCAAUUCUAAGUUUUGUAAAGAAAGUUCUUGCUAUUUUUUGUUUUGUAAAGAAAGUUCUUGCAAUUCUAAGUUUUGUAAAGAAAGUUCUUGCUAUUUUUUGUUUUGUAAAGAAAAUUCUUGCAAUUUUUUGUUUUGUAAAGAAAAUUCUUGCAAUUUUUUGUUUUGUAAAGAAAGUUCUUGCCAUUUUUUGUUUUGUAAAGAAAGUUCUUGCUAUUUUUUGUUUUGUAAAGAAAGUUCUUGCAAUUCUAAGUUUUGUAAAGAAAGUUCUUGCUAUUUUUUGUUUUGUAAAGAAAGUUCUUGCAAUUCUAAGUUUUGUAAAGAAAGUUCUUGCUAUUUUUUGUUUUGUAAAGAAAAUUCUUGCAAUUUUUUGUUUUGUAAAGAAAAUUCUUGCAAUUUUUUGUUUUGUAAAGAAAGUUCUUGCAAUUCUAAGUUUUGUAAAGAAAGUUCUUGCUAUUUUUUGUUUUGUAAAGAAAAUUCUUGCAAUUUUUUGUUUUGUAAAGAAAAUUCUUGCAAUUUUUUGUUUUGUAAAGAAAGUUCUUGCAAUUCUAAGUUUUGUAAAGAAAAUUCUUGCAAUUUUUUGUUUUGUAAAGAAAGUUCUUGCUAUUUUUUGUUUUGUAAAGAAAGUCCUUGCCAUUUUUUGUUUUGUAAAGAUAAUUCUUGCAAUUUUUUGUUUUGUAAAGAAAGUUCUUGCAAUUUUUUGCAUUGUAAAGAUAAUUCUUGCAAUUUUUUGUUUUGUAAAGAAAGUUCUUGCCGUUUUUUAGUUUGUAAAGAAAGUUCUUGCAAUUUUUUGCAUUGUAAAGAAAAUUCUUGCAAUUUUUUGUUUUGUAAAGAAAGUUCUUGCUAUUUUUUGUUUUGUAAAGAAAGUCCUUGCCAUUUUUUUGUUUUGUAAAGAUAAUUCUUGCAAUUUUUUGUUUUGUAAAGAAAGUUCUUGCAAUUUUUUGCAUUGUAAAGAUAAUUCUUGCAAUUUUUUGUUUUGUAAAGAAAGUUCUUGCAAUUUUUUGCAUUGUAAAGAUAAUUCUUGCAAUUUUUUGUUUUGUAAAGAAAGUUCUUGCCGUUUUUUAGUUUGUAAAGAAAGUUCUUGCAAUUUUUUGCAUUGUAAAGAAAAUUCUUGCAAUUUUUUGUUUUGUAAAGAAAGUUCUUGCUAUUUUUUGUUUUGUAAAGAAAGUCCUUGCCAUUUUUUGUUUUGUAAAGAUAAUUCUUGCAAUUUUUUGUUUUGUAAAGAAAGUUCUUGCAAUUUUUUGCAUUGUAAAGAUAAUUCUUGCAAUUUUUUGUUUUGUAAAGAAAGUUCUUGCCGUUUUUUAGUUUGUAAAGAAAGUUCUUGCAAUUUUUUGCAUUGUAAAGAAAAUUCUUGCAAUUUUUUGUUUUGUAAAGAAAGUUCUUGCUAUUUUUGUUUUGUAAAGAAAAUUCUUGCAAUUUUUUGUUUUGUAAAGAAAGUUCUUGCUAUUUUUUGUUUUGUAAAGAAAGUCCUUGCCAUUUUUUGUUUUGUAAAGAAAGUCCUUGCCAUUUUUUGUUUUGUAAAGAAAGUUCUUGUCAUUUUUGUUUUGUAAAGAAAGUUCUUGCCUUUUUUUAGUUUGUAAAGAAAGUUCUUGCAAUUUUUUGCAUUGUAAAGAAUGUUCUUGCCACUUACAAUCAAAAAAAAACAUUUUAGAGCUUUGCAGCUUGACAGUGACAUGUUAUACGAUAAUUAAUUUCUAAUUUUAGGAGCAAGCACCAUGCAACAUUGCAUACUGUCCAAUACCGAUCAGCACUUUCAAUUUUAGCCAAAAAUCGUACAAUAGUAAGGCCUAUGGAGGAGACAUUAAAAUUCGCUUGCUUCCGCAAGCUAACCAAAUGGUAGGUUCUAGAACAUUUCAAAAUUAUAAUGCUUGUAAAGAAAGUUCUUGCCAUUUUAUGUUUUGUAAAGAAAGUUCUUGCCAUUUUAUGUUUUGUAAAGAAAGUUGUUGCUAUUUUUUGUUCUGUAAAGAAAGUUCUUACCAUUUUUUGCUGUGUAAAGAAAAUUUUUGUAGUAAUAUGAAUUUUUUCAGAUCUUCAUGGACGACAUCCCGUAUAAGAAAGCACAAUAA
This is a messenger RNA of Bursaphelenchus okinawaensis, 4365 nucleotides long. The record is from the annotation of a GenBank genome assembly. NCBI's taxonomy places the organism in Eukaryota, Metazoa, Nematoda, Chromadorea, Rhabditida, Aphelenchoididae.